This is a messenger RNA of Labrus mixtus (cuckoo wrasse), 4603 nucleotides long. Its product is annotated as solute carrier organic anion transporter family member 5A1. NCBI's taxonomy places the organism in Eukaryota, Metazoa, Chordata, Actinopteri, Labriformes, Labridae. Gene Ontology annotation, molecular function: protein binding. The coding region runs from base 549 to 3146 and encodes 865 amino acids. Gene Ontology annotation, cellular component: membrane. The record is from RefSeq and is a predicted model, not a curated record. Gene Ontology annotation, biological process: sodium-independent organic anion transport; transmembrane transport. The transcript is spliced from 10 exons.
UCCGCAUCAAACAGAUUUCAUUCACUGAGUGGCCGCUCCGUAGAGAACAACAGGCUACCUCCCUCUGUCCUGUGAUGCUGCACAGCUAUGGGACAAAGGAAACCUUAUGAAUGAAGGUUGCUAUCUAACAAAGAGCCAUAAAAUCUACUUAGGAUCCUAAAAUGAUGCAGCACUGUAUAGACAGCACCUCUUUGUUUUACGUCACCUGUUUUUAAGACAUCUAUUCUGUUUUUUAACUAACUCCACAGACAUUAAUCUGAAGCAUUUCUUCUCGAAAGGCGUCACUAUUCUGUAUUCAGUUAAGUGUACUCAGUGGCUUGUAAUCAUAAGCUGAUGAGUGUUGAGCUUUUAGAGAUGCUUUUUCCGACAGAGCCAAGCUUCUGUUUAUAUGUGGAAUAAAACAUGCCCAUAGCUAGAGGGGUUCAGUCCGCCCUGGUCCUACUUGCAGGGCAGAGUCUUUUCUCCACUCAGUCCUCAUGUGGCACUAGUUUCUGACAGACCCCUCAGCACAGUCAGGAGUCGACAGGAGCUGCAUCCUCAGCUUCACCAUGACCUCCUCGGACAACUACGAAACGGGGAGCGACCUGUCCGAGUCUCUGGAGAUCUGUGAACUCCAGGACCAGUACACGGAUCCAGAAAACGGCUUCAAGUCCAAAAGCUUACCCAUCCUCAACGGACCCUGUCAGCCGGAUCAAAAGACUGCAGAACUCAGGCUCGUCGACACUGUCCACAGCAGUGUGGCCGUGCAGGAGAGCAGUGAGCUCCGGCCAAAAACCCCAGACUUCAGCCAGGCAGAGUCCCCCUCCUCCGGGACGGACUUCUCUCCGUCUGCCUCAAGCAUAGUGGGGCUCAGCAGCUCUCUGCCUGUGGAGGGCCACAGAGCGUCUGGCUCUGGUGGCAAGAAACUGGGUUUCUCUCUCACCCGCCUUAUCCGCAUCCCAGCCAGAAAGUAUGUGCGGGUUAUCCUUAGCGACUCCCGCUGCUUUCUAUUCUGCAUGUGCUACCUGACUUUCAUCCAGUCACUGAUGGUUUCGGGCUACCUGAGCAGCGUCAUCACCACCAUUGAGAAGCGUUAUAGCCUGCGCAGCUCUGAGUCUGGCCUUCUGGUCAGCUGCUUUGACAUCGGCAGCUUGCUGGUGGUGGUCUUCAUUUCGUACUUCGGCGGGAGAGGUCAGAGACCGCGGUGGCUGGCCGUCGGUGGCGUGAUCAUCGCUGUAGGGGCAGCGCUGUUUUCCCUACCACACUUCAUCUCACCCCCAUACCAGAUCCAGGAGAUGAACUCAUCAGCGGGCCAUGAAGGCCUCUGUCAAAGCGGUAACAGCAGCGGCCGAGAUCUUGAUGUAGCAUCUUGCCCUCGAGAUCAGGAGGGGAACGAGCACAACCUGUAUGUGACUCUGUUCAUCUGCGCCCAGAUACUUGUGGGCAUGGGGUCUACGCCAAUCUACACCCUGGGGCCCACAUACCUGGAUGACAAUGUGAAGAAAGAAAAUGCAUCCCUCUACCUGGCCAUCAUGUAUGUGAUGGGAGCUCUGGGACCUGCAGCUGGCUAUCUGCUGGGAGGCGUCCUCAUUGGCUUCUACGUCGACCCCAAAACUGUAGUCAACAUUGACCAGAGUGACCCUCGCUUUGUUGGGAACUGGUGGAGCGGCUUUCUCUUGUGCUCCGUAGCCAUGCUCCUGGUCAUCUUUCCCAUGUUUGCCUUUCCCAAAAAGCUGCCUCCUCGCCACAAAAAGAGGAAAAAGAAAAAGAUCGGCUCGCCUGGGGACGUGUCCAGUGACGAUGAAAUGAUGAAGGAAAAGUCCAGUAGCAAAGGCCAGAAUGUCUCCUCCUCCAUGGGCUUCGGAAAGGACAUCAAAGACCUCCCUAAGGCAGCGCUGAGGAUCCUCAGCAACAUGACCUUCUUGUUUGUCAGUCUGUCCUACACGGCAGAGUGCGCCAUCGUCACCGCCUUCAUCACCUUCAUCCCCAAGUUUAUUGAGUCACAGUUUGGUAUCCCCGCCUCAAAUGCCAGCAUUUACACCGGUUUGAUCAUCGUACCCAGUGCCGGGGUGGGCAUUGUGCUGGGGGGCUACAUCAUCAAGAAGCUGAAGCUCGGCGCCAGAGAGUCGGCCAAGCUGGCCAUGAUCUGCAGCGGUGUGUCUCUGCUCUGCUUCUCCACACUCUUCAUCGUCGGCUGUGAGAGCAUCAACUUAGGAGGCAUCAACAUACCCUACACCACCGGGCCGACCCUGACGAUGACCCACAGAAACCUGACGGGCAGUUGUAACGUGAACUGUGGCUGCAGGAUCCACGAGUACGCUCCGGUCUGCGGCUCUGAUGGCAUCACCUACUUUAACCCAUGCCUGGCUGGAUGCAGCGCUGUGGGCAACGACAGCACAGGGAUCAGGAACUACACAGACUGCGGCUGUGUGCAGAGCAGACAGGUCAUCACACCGUCCUCUGGCGGUCAGGUCAACCAGCUGCAGCUAGUCAUCGUUAAAACCUACCUGAACGAGAAUGGAUACGCCGUGUCGGGGAAGUGCGACCGCACCUGUAACACUCUCAUCCCUUUCCUCAUCUUCCUCUUCAUUGUCACUCUGAUCACCGCCUGUGCCCAGCCCUCCGCCAUCAUCGUCACACUCAGGUCUGUUGAUGAACAGGAGAGGCCUUUUGCGCUUGGCAUGCAGUUUGUGUUGCUCCGAACUCUUGCCUACAUCCCCACACCCAUCUACUUCGGUGCUGUUAUUGACACCACCUGCAUGCUGUGGCAGCAGGACUGCGGUGUGCAUGGCUCCUGCUGGGAGUACGACGUAACCUCCUUCCGAUUUGUCUACUUUGGCCUGGCUGCCAGCCUCAAGUUCGUCGGCUUCAUCUUCAUCUUCCUCACCUGGUACUCUAUUAAGCACAAGGAGGAGCGUACCGAGCGCUGGCGCCAGCACCUGCCUCCACUGGGCACCGUCAGCGAGCUCAUCUGCCAUGCCGGCGGCCAGAAGAGCCACGCACGCACCCGCUCCUGCCCCAUCUUCAUCCCGCCGCGGGCCGACCAACCAGCCGCCCUGCUGCUCACCCGCGGCCACAGUAGCCUCAGCUGCCCAGGCAAUGCCCUCAAAGCAAUAACCCCGCCUAUCCUGUUGCCACAUCACCACAGAGGCUCCGCCCAUGUCUGAGAGCCACAAAGCCUGGGCUUCAUCGUGACAUGUGCCUUUCUGUUUGUGUUUCUGCACCACACAGUGUCUGCGCCGCACCAAUCAGACACCUGGUUUGGCUUUAGCCUGCUCCUCAACUGACAGGAAGACACACAGGUGCGCCCACCUCACCUAAAGGGCUGCUCAUUGUCGUUUAUUAUAACAGGAGGCUGACCGAUGAUCUUUUACUCUCAGCAUAUCAUCAGCUGCAGCCACACAAACAGUCAGACCUCCACCUCAAGGUUCGGAUGAUGUAAAGACGUCACACGGUGCUACUGUUAGCGGGCAGGGCAUUACAAUCUCCUUACAGACAUCUAAAGCACAAGUGACAAACCUGUACUAUGCAAGAUCCAAUGUACAGCGCCUCCCUUCUCAGUACUGUACAGCUCUCUCUCUCUCUCUAUACUAGAUCUGAAGCUCUUCUGUCUUCCCUGCCUCAUUCAUUCAGACCAAUGUGUUGUUGGCUAAUUCAUAAUCCUGUUAUUUUGUUGUUGUUCUGAGCGCUGAACAUAUCAGCCAUCUCCUUGUUUUUUUUAGCCAUUCCAUCCAUCUGAUUUAGUCCUCUCACAUCUUUAUUCCCCUCACAUAUUUUCGUAACAGUGCCUCUCAGGCUGUCUCGGCCAGUCCAGUAUACAAAGCUAGCUACCAGGUUACAUGCUAGCUACCGAAAAAGCCAGUUACUGUUCUCUAUGUGAGCGACGUCAUUCUGCUUUGUUUCCCUCAGCUUUGUGUUGAGGGACAGACAAAGUUCCUUGCCUUGAAAGGUAAACAUGUAGCUUAAAGCCCACAAGCACCAAUGGUACAGUGUUAAACGACUUGUGAAAAGUCAUGUCUUGUCAGGUAGCUAGAUAUCUUUAUUUCGUUCUCAUGAAACUUCUUUAUUCAUACAAAGAGUAACUAGAAACAGGAGAAGGUUUCAUAUCUCUGACCAUGUGCUGAAGCUACUGUAAGUCCUAAACAUGUGAUUGUACUUGAACUGGAAACAUAAUGGAGAUUCAGAACAUGCAACAAAAUUGUACUUUUUUUCUUAACAAAUUUCACCCAUUUUUAAAUCUCUUCAAAGUAAAAUUAUUUGUAUCUAUUGUAACAUUAAAAAAAUAGAAAAGAUGCAUCAUUUUGGCUUUGUGCAAUGGCUUCUCCAUUUGUAUGGUCAUUAGAUGUAAAUAGUAGUGAUCUAGUAGAUUAGACUUAAAGAAAAAAAAGAUGAUGCAGAAAGCAUGCUCAACAACAGUGAACCAACUUUUAUCAGUGAAACUAAUGUGGCGCAGAUUUUUCCAUUUCUGGGUGUUUGGUGCCCUCUAGUGGACGGUGAGAAGAUUGUGUGAAGGCCAGUGAAUGUUGCUGUUUAUCAGACCUACUGUGCUAUGAGAUUCUUGGUUAAAAGGUUAAUAUUUAAACUUAAACACUGCACUGAACUUAGCUUUUUUUUUUUUUUUUUU